This is a messenger RNA of Dromaius novaehollandiae (emu), 3022 nucleotides long. RefSeq lists its product as uncharacterized. The coding region runs from base 1109 to 2491 and encodes 460 amino acids. Lineage: Eukaryota; Metazoa; Chordata; Aves; Casuariiformes; Dromaiidae. The transcript is spliced from 16 exons. The record is from RefSeq and is a predicted model, not a curated record.
GGGGCCAGGUGCCCACUGGCUUCUCAUUGCCCCACCAGCUUCUGGAGCUAGGAGCAGUGCCGGGGGAGCUGGGCCACAGGGUAUGCAGGGGGCAAGUGCCCCAGGGCACUUUGCCAACCCAGCAUCAAUUAUGCCCAAGCGGCGCCGGGACGGCUGGCCUCACACCCCAGCAAGAGCCUUGGCUACGAUUGCCCUCCCUGGCUGCUUUGUCCAAGGGCCUAGAGAAGUCCUGGGGGUGUCAUUGCCAUCAAACAGCCCCACAUCGAACAAUCUCCAGCAUCGUAGAACCUCGCUACUCCUUUGUCAGUCGGGCUCAGUGUUGCAGGAUGUGACGCCUCCAGGCUGGGCUCUGUCCCUUCCCAGCUCUACCCACACGGUCGUGCCUGACACCCAUUAAUAAUACAUGGAAACGCGAUCGCCCCUUGUAACUUCAUCCCCUGCCCUGUCCCAAACACUAUCUCCAAGUUUGCUCAUAUCAAGCUGGUCAUGGAUGCUGAGGAGGUGAGUGUCCUUGGGUGGGACAGCACAGGCUGGUUUGGGGGGAUGUUUCCUCUGCCUUUGGCAUGGCGUGGCCUGAUGCUGCCCAGCCUGAGGGGCUUGUCCAGCUCCUGGCAGCUGCUGAGUGGUUGGGGCAGGACCCAGCUCAGUCCUCCUUUACCGCCUGUCCCUCCAGGCCCAGCAAGAUGUGUGCGUACGAGCAGCUGUAGGACUCCACCAUGCAGCAGGGCCAGGGGAGAGCCAGGUGGCCAGCAGCGAAGACCCCGCGCAGCUUCUUUUUGCGGAGAAAGGGGUCCAGGAGAGCUGCUUGACCAUCGAUGGCAUCUUUCACUUGGACGCAGGACAGGAGAAGGUUUUGGAGCUGGCAAGACCCCAGUUGGCCCUGGUGCCCCUCGGCUAUAGUGUGUCCCUGCUGCUGUGGGACCCCCAUGGUCCUGGGACGCAGCUGCCACUCCAGGACAUUGUCUGGCAGGUGAUCAACAGUGUUUUCCAAGAGCUGGAGGCUGCGGGCGGUGACACGCAGGGCCUGCAAACUGUCAGCCUGGUCCAGGUCUGCACCCAGGGAGGAGCCUGGGACCUGCUCCGUCCUGGCGGCCAAGCCUUGCAGGUGAUGGACAUCGCUCCCCUGGGCCUGAUGGUGGAGGAGGUGACAGAAAUUGCCGUGCCCGAAGCCCGAGCUGCCAUGAGCAUCUAUGCGUGGGGGCUGGGUGCCCUUCCAGCACCGUUCCUGGGGUGCACGCAGCUUCCCAUGGCAGAUAGGACUGGCAGCCUCUUCACGCUGACGCUGGAGCGAGAGCUGGAGGGAUGUGGGCGCCGGCGCUCGGCCCUCAGGAUCCUGGCAGUCCCCGGGGGCCCCGAGCCGCUCUCUCCCCUGCUCGGGACGCUGGCUACAGGACACGCGCCGGCCAGCGCCGGCUCCCUGCCCUGGAUCGUCGAGCGGCUGCUGGAGGGGAACAGCCUCACGUUCCUGCUGCUAUGCGUGACGCUGCCAGACACUUCGGGAGAAGAGAUCCUGGCAGCCCUGGCACUGGCCGAGCGGGUGAAGGGGCUGGCUAAGACGGUCUCACCCACCCACUGGGACCCUGAGCAAGAGGCCGCGGUGCGGCGGGCGGAGAUCCGAGGGCUGCGGGCCGAGCUGCUGGCCGGAGCCAGCCGUUUGGAGCAGGAGAGAGCCGUGGCCCGGCUGCGGAGAGCCCUGUGGGAGCUGCAGGUGCUGAAGAGCCAGAGGUGGGAGAAGAAGCAGAUGGCGACCAAGGCGUUCAGGGCAAACCAGAUGCAUCAACCUGGUGCCAAGGACCUGGGCCCUGCAGGGAACCCGGCACUGGGCAAACAGCUUGGGACCCAAGAGCCCCCGGACAGAGCCAGCCUGGAGCAGGGCGGAGAAGCCAGUGCUGCCGAGAGCUGCGGGAGAGGGAAGACCCAGGCCCCUGGGAAUGCGGGACAGGGCCUGCCAGAAGAGCCUUCGCCGGGCAAAGCGCCGUGGGCACCGAGUGGGGCUGGCAUGGCGAGGAGCCAGUGCCAGCCAUGCCUGUCCCAGCCAUGCCUGUCCCUAGAGGUCCAGUUCUCCCUGGCCAAGGCCCGGAGGCAGCGCCUGCAGGCUCAGCACCACCUGCUCCUCCAGCAGGAGCUCGGGGAGCUUGGAGAUGAGGCAGUGCCAGGCCAGGAGUGGGACACAGCUCGCUGGCAGCGGGAGGUAGCUGUGUUGGGCCGGAGCCUGGAGACAGCACGGAGAGAGUGCGAGGCAGCCGAGCAGGACCUGGAGGCCCUGCUGCACAGCCACCGGCAGGAGAUGGAGGCCUGGAGGCAGCACACACUGCAGGUGUUUCAGGCCCAGCAGCGCCUGGCAGAGGAGCAGGCAGAGGAGCUGGAUCACCGGUACCGGGCACUUCUGCAAGAGGUGCUCCGGGAUGCUGUGGAGCUCUCUGCACAAAACCAGCAGCUGAGGGCAGCCCGGCAGCGAGGUUCAGCCGACGCCACCACGCAGACAUCCUGAGCCAACAGCCCCAGGGUGGUGGGCGCAGCUGCCACGGCAGGAAAGAGGGGAUGUCCCCAGGUCCCUGCCACCUGGGCCCACACCCUGCGGCACGUGUGAGCCACCAGCCCCGACACCAGGCGGAUGGGCAGCCCCUAGCUCUAACUGUGCCCCAGGGCAAGUCCUCCAACCCAACCUGCUCUGGCUUCCGAGAGCUGCCGCUGCAGGAGUGUGGGGAGGGUGCCAGGACAGGACCCCCACUGGCAGAACUGAGGAGUUUUUCACCCCUCUGCCCCCGCCCGGGGAAAACCCUGCCCGGCAGCGGGGCAGGUGUCUGCAGGAGCACAGGCUCGGGCACAGCUCUGCCGCCCCAAGCCAGAGCCUCAAAGGCGCACGAGGUAAUGAGACCAGACAGCCGCGCGGGCAGGGGUCCCCGCAGGCACCGUGCUGAUGCAGAUGCAGGCGAGCACAGCAGCAGGAGCAGAGCAGGCACCACGGGAGAUUUAACAGCCCUGGGGGUGCUGCCACAUGGAAUAAAGUGGGUGCCCUUCA